AAAACAGUGUCUUCAAUUUCGAUUGAGAACUUGUUCUUUGUUCUUGUUUUAUUUUGGUUUUUAUUUCUUUUCUCGUUCACAAAAUAAAUAAUAAUAAUAAUAAUAAAAACACUAAUCCAUUGUAUUCGAUGGCUGAAGAAGAUAACAUAAGGGUUAGUAACUCUUCUUCAUACCCUCCACCGUUUCGCCAACAACAAACAGAGGAUGGUGACUCGGCCGAGUCGGAGCAACUCAACUCAGAAGUAGUUGACUGGGAGUAUAAUUCAGUACCUGUCCUUGACUAUGACAAGGAUAUUAAUUAUUAUGGUACUGAUGAUGAUGAUAGUGGUUUUGUUGUUGAUGAGAUUUGUAGAGAUUGGGGUCUAUUUCGUUUGGUCAACCAUGGGGUUCCUCCUACUCUUUUGAGCCAACUUCAUGACCAAGCCAAACAGAUAUUUUCUCUCCCUUUUGAAACCAAACAGGAUAUAAUGACUACCCCUUUGUCUUAUUUCUGGGGUACUCCUGUUCUAUCCCCAUCUGGGGUAGCUUUAUCCAUGAAAGGUUCUCAUCAAAAUAGUAGUUGGGUUGAAGGUAUCAAUAUCCCUCUCUCCCAACUCUCUAAAAUUCCACCUCAAGAUCAUCACCCUACCCUUAAUUCUUUCAGAGUUUUGAUAGAGGAAUAUGGAAAGCACCUAGGAAGGUUAGCAAGAUCCAUAUUCGAAAGAAUGGCAAAGAAUCUGAAUUUGGAUAAAACUGAAUCCGAAUCCGACCUAUCCGAACUAACCGGAUUCAUUCGGGCAUACCGGUACCCGAUAUGCUCCGAGUUCAGUAAGGAACACCCUGCAUGGGGCAUGGACUCUCACACAGACAGCUCAGUCUUAUCCAUACUGAGUUGUGAAGACCAAGUUGGUGGACUUCAAGUCCUCAAAAACGACAAUUGGUUAACGGUCGAACCUAUCUCCAACACUCUAAUAGUCAACCUUGGAGACAUGAUGCAGGCGAUUAGUAACGAUGAGUACAAGAGUGUGAAGCAUAGAGUGAAAGUGAACAGAUAUAAAGAGAGAAUUUCUAUAUGUUACUUCGUUUUUCCAAAAGAAGGGAGUGUUAUACGAAGCAUCAACUAUAAGCCUUUUACUUAUACUGAAUUUCAGAAGCAAGUUCAGCAAGAUGUUAAGGCCCUUGGAUUCAAAGUUGGCUUAGACCGUUUCAAGCAUACUACUACUGCUGCUGCUGCUAUUACUGAGGCGUGUUAAACGUUUUCUUUUAUAUAAUAUAUAAUGUCGUUUUAUUGGGUCCUAUAUACUGCUACUACUACUAGUACUUUGUUUGAAUUUUGCUUUUGUUUUUUUUGAAUGGGUUUGACUUUUACUUUAAUUCUCAGUUAUAUGUGGGUUUUAUUUUGUACUCGUUGUAGUAUUAUAUAAAUAAUAUUAAUUAGACGUUGUUGUGUA
Molecule: messenger RNA, 1430 nt
Organism: Cannabis sativa
Lineage: Eukaryota; Viridiplantae; Streptophyta; Magnoliopsida; Rosales; Cannabaceae
Product: gibberellin 2-beta-dioxygenase 8
Exons: 3
Coding region: 129-1232 (367 amino acids)
Molecular function (GO): dioxygenase activity
Source: RefSeq, a predicted model, not a curated record